GAAUUCUUGUAUUGAUUGCCAUCAUGGAAGGGACGGAAGCUGCUGGCGGCGUCGAGGUGGUGACGGAGGCCACAGUGUCAGUGGACCCACAGGACUUGGCAGUGUGCAUCCGAGUCCUGGAAGCGUUCCACGGUAACAUGGAAGCCCUGAAAGCAGCGCCAUUCAAGGCGCUUCGACGGGCCAUGGUGCCGCUCUGCGAAGAUGUUCGCACCCGCCUCUUCCACGGCAAGGAUGUCGCAACGUACGACGACACAAAGAAGAAGAAGCAAGACCGGAAGCGAAAGGCGGCACAGGCGGCCGCCCUGGACAAACACUUCAUCAACAACACCAAGCUGCGGUCCCAGCGGCUGCAAGCACUGGACUCGCUGACCGCGGCGGCACCGAUGCUGGCCCUCGUUGCCGACGGCGCCGUGGUCGACGACGCCCCUGACGUAUCGAUGGAUGGUCAGACGGAUAACCAACCGCCGCCAACCUUGCACGGCUUCCGCUCCUGCUACGCGUGCAAGAAACGCUUUGACACGCUGCACCACUUCUACGACCAGUUGUGCCCCGACUGUGCCACGCUCAACUUCCAAAAGCGACUGCAAACGGCAGACUUGACGGGGUACAUUGCGUUGGUCACUGGCGCUCGCGUCAAAAUCGGGUACCACACCGCCCUCAAGCUGCUCCGUGCCGGUGCCACCGUCAUCGCCACCAGUCGAUUUCCCCAAGAUGCUGCCAUUCGAUAUGCCAAUGAAAGCGACUAUUCCACGUGGAAGACUCGACUUCACGUGUACGGACUGGACUUGCGCGAUUUGGCCGGCGCCGAAGUGUUUAUGGACUGCAUCGAGCGCACGUUUCACAGCUUGGACAUCCUCGUCAACAACGCCACGCAAACCAUCCGUCGACCCACGCAUUACUACCAACAUCUGUUGCCCAACGAACGCCGGGCGCCAGCCGACACGCCCGAAAACAUUCGCGAAGUCUUGAGCGGCAACCACUCGUUUCAGCGCGCGCUGGCUACGCCACACCAGCCAUUGACGCUCACACACGCGGCGUCCACGGACCCCAUCACGGCACCGACAAACUCUGCCAACGACGCCGCAUUGUCGGCGACCACGUCGACACCAACGGCCAAAUCGGCAGAGUUGUCACAGCUUCCCUUGACCAAGGACGACAAGGACCUGACGGCGGACGAACGCGCCGCCUUGUACCCCGUGGCGCAGUACGAUGCCAACAACCAGCAAGUGGAUCUGCGCAAAACCAACUCGUGGAAGCUCAAAAUUGACCACGUCGAGUCGCCAGAGCUGGCCGAAGUGUUUGCGAUCAAUGCGCUGGCCCCGUUUAUCUUGAACAAGCGCGCGAUUUUGCUGUUUGAAAAGAGCGCCCGCCCCCAUCAUUUUAUCGUGAACGUGAGCGCGAUGGAGGGCAAGUUUUACCGGUACAAGACGCCCCAUCACCCCCACACCAACAUGGCCAAAGCCGCCGCCAACAUGAUGACCCGAACAUGCUCGGAAGAGCUCAAGACGCGUCAUAUUUACAUGAACUCGGUCGACACGGGCUGGAUCAACGACGAAAACCCACGCGACAAGGCCCAGGAGAUCGCCGCCAAGCACAAUUUUCAGACGCCGUUGGAUGAAAUCGACGCGGCGGCGCGCAUCUUGGACCCGAUUUUUGGUGGCUUCCAAGACAUAUCCAAACCGCUAACGUUUCCCUCGGGCGAGUUCUUCAAAGACUACCAACGCUCCGAGUGGUAAAAGUAGUUCUAGACGAAAGCUUAGACAGGUACUGUACACAGAGAUUGUCAGGUCGGGUCGAUUUUGGAGUGGGGUGCUCAGAGCCGAAUGACCGACCAAUCAAAAGCCAGAUCACUUUCAAGUGACCAAUCAAAAACUCCUGCUUCGAUCGAAUUAGUGUGUGCAUUCAAAUAGUGUGAAGGCUUCACAAUUUUUACAUACAACAUUCAACAAUAUCCAAA
Messenger RNA from Aphanomyces astaci, 1957 nucleotides. RefSeq lists its product as hypothetical. The record is from RefSeq and is a predicted model, not a curated record. The transcript is spliced from 7 exons. The coding region runs from base 24 to 1736 and encodes 570 amino acids. Lineage: Eukaryota; Oomycota; Saprolegniomycetes; Saprolegniales; Verrucalvaceae.